Messenger RNA from Jatropha curcas, 1642 nucleotides. RefSeq lists its product as uncharacterized. Lineage: Eukaryota; Viridiplantae; Streptophyta; Magnoliopsida; Malpighiales; Euphorbiaceae. The record is from RefSeq and is a predicted model, not a curated record.
CUUUCUCUUAUACACUUACGAUUCUUUGCUUUAUCCAAACACACAAGGCUUCUGUCUUAAGUUGAUUUAACUCUUAAAAAAAUAAAAAAUGUCCUUUUGCCCUUUCCUCUUCCUUUUGGCCUUUUAUGUUGUUAGUUGAUGAAUGCAUACUUUAUUUCUUUUACUUUUCAUCUCCAUUUCCAUUAUCUCUGCAAGAUGAAGUCUUUCAGUUGUGUUUCUGCACCAUCGGAUCCUAAGAGCAGAUCAUGCCUUUGGACUCUCUUCUGUUUGGCUUCCUUAAUUUGCACUGUUUACUUCAUUAGCAGUUCAUUCUUUGGAAAGGAAUAUAAAGAAGGCUUAAAAGGAUGGCAAGUUAUUGAGCCAAUGCAGAAUAUAAAAUCUAAUAAAUGCAAGGAUCAUUGCAGGCCUUCUGGAAGCGAGUCAUUGCCCCAAGGAAUUGUCAGAAAAACGUCGGACUUCGAAAUGCGGUCCCUAUGGAACAAUUCUGUGGAAGAUAACAAGCCAAAGCCUUCAAAAAGCUUAUUAGCUCUUGCAGUUGGAAUUAAGCAAAAACAAGUAGUGGACCAAAUUGUUAAGAAGUUUCCUUUGAGUGAUUUUGUUGUGAUGCUUUUCCAUUAUGAUGGAAAUGUGGAUGGAUGGCGGGAGCUGCCAUGGAGUGACCAUGCUAUUCAUGUAUCUGCAGUGAAUCAAACAAAAUGGUGGUUUGCAAAACGGUUCCUGCACCCAGAUAUAGUUGCCGAGUAUACUUAUAUAUUUCUUUGGGAUGAAGACAUUGGAGUUGAGAAUUUUAAUCCAAGACGAUAUCUGUCUAUCGUCAAGGACGAGGGACUAGAAAUAUCACAACCAGCCCUUGAUCCUGCCAAGUCGGCGGUGUAUCAUCCAAUUACUGCACGUCAACCAAAAUCAAGGGUCCACAGAAGGAUGUAUAAAUUUAAAGGCAGUGGAAGGUGUUAUGACAACAGCACUUCUCCUCCUUGCAUAGGUUGGGUGGAAAUGAUGGCACCUGUCUUCUCAAGGGCAGCCUGGCGAUGUGUUUGGUACAUGAUCCAGAAUGACUUGAUCCAUGCAUGGGGCCUGGAUUUGCAGCUUGGUUAUUGUGCACAGGGUGAUCGAACGAAAAAUGUUGGUGUGGUUGAUUCCCAGUACAUAGUUCAUAUGGGUCUUUCAACUCUUGGUGUCUUCAAUGGAACUGAGGGACCUCUGCAGAGCCACAUAGCUGAUAAAAGAGUUGAGGUACGAAGACAGUCCUCUGAAGAAAUGCAGAUAUUCCGGAAGAGAUGGAAGAAUGCUGUAAAGGAAGACAAAUGUUGGAUUGAUCCAUUUCAACCACCAGCAAACCAAACUAGUAAUUGAAUUUAUUGUUAUUAUUUUUUCAUCAAGGCCUUCAACUGGGCAUCAGAUGGAAGUUGGUGGUCAAAUUCAUUGACAGCAACACAUAUUUAUACACACCAUCAAUACAGUUUUUAGGUGGCGAAAAUAUCUCAAAACAGGUUGAGACAUGUUCAUCAGUAGGGAAAUGGCAGACAUUCCUAAUGUAUGAAUAGUUUUCUUUUGUAAUUUUUUUUUUAAUUGUUGAUAUUUCUUUUGAAUGGUGUAAAUACAUUUUGAUGUUGAAAAUGUAAAUUGAUCUUUUUUUUUUUUU